UUAUACGUUUGUUGGGAAUGACUUGGAAAGAUGUUCUUCCAAUGAGCUUUCUCCCUAUGGGUUGUUCCUCUGUAUCUAGAGUUAACUAGUUGUAUGGGAAGUUCUUAUUACAAGGCUGAAUGAUUAUAGUUUGUGUUGCAUAUAGUUCUGUGUCUUGAGAUAACUGGGUCAAAUGAGUGUUAGAAUGACUUCAAAACAAGGUCUUUUUGUUUAAAGCUUUCAAUUGGAUCAUGCUUUAGUUUUUUUUUUUUUUGUCUUUUUUGAGGUAUCAUUACAGAGAGUGACUUCUUUUGAGUGUUCUUGAAAAGUCUUAAUAUAUUGUUUCUCUUUUUUCAGUUGCUCUAUUUUGUCCACUAUGUUUUUCCCAAUAGUAGCUUUAUAUAUUACUUACUGCAAGGAUCAACCAUCUUGUUCUUACUUGCAUAAAGGUGGCUGAUUUCUAUCUUUGGAAUUACCCUGAACUUUCGGGUGUAAGUAAUUGUAUCUAAUUGUGUAUAACUUUUUCUGUUAGCUUAGUUUGAGUACUUUGCACAAUGGAGUUUUGUUCUUAUGACAUUGAGAUUAGAUACAGCUACUGGUCUAGCCAUCAGCAAUAUGAAUAUUGCUAUCAUCAUCCAAAGAAGUAACAAAAUACAACGGCAGAAAGGAUGUAAGGUACACAUGAAUCAUGCAUUAGAAUGUGUUGUGUUUCAUUUGUCCCUUAUCUAUAUCUUGGUGUUCUUAGGUGGAAUAGAUUUACGAUGCUAGAACAAUAAUUUGUUUAGCUGCUCAAGCUUUUACUAACCUGUUGGAAGAAAGUGAGUAGCCUUUGAUUCUUUAUUAUUAGGAAUGUAUUUAGACCUGCCAACUCAACAUGAAUGAGCUGGCCAAUGUGAUCCCAACUCUGCCUCCAUAGGUAAGACUACUCUUCCCCUAGUUCUGUUCGUCCAAAACUUUGUCGUCAUUGACAUAACAUGAGUGCCACUUUAGUUGUUAGUGCUGCAUUCUUAGUGUUUGUCGUCAUUGGCAUAACAUGAGUGCCACUUUAGUUGUUAGUGCUGCAUUCUUAGUGUCGUUGGGUCUGAGCAUAUGCCCUGCCUCAAGAAGUUUUGGAACUAUUUAGCUUCAUCCUUAGUAAUCACAUUUAGUAGAUGAAGCUGAAAUAUGUACUGAUUUAAUCAGUCAUGAUAGAUAAAAGAGUAUAACUAUUGAAUCUCGGAUUUUGAUGAUGAAAUCAAUUGAUGAAGUUAUGAUCUAAUCAGCGUUUGAGUGACGUAGGACUAACUUCGAUCAUGGAAAGACAAAUCGAUUGAAGAAGGAGAAUCAGACGUUGGGCCGGAGAGCAUCAUAUCAGAAGAUUGGUUGACGUGCUGGCAGAAGGACUUCGUGCCAUGAGUUCGGGCAUCGGGCCAGAAGGAUCAGACAUUGCGCCAAGAAGAUUGGAUGUUGCGGGAGGUCAACAUGUCGAUCGGAUGUUACGGGAGGUCAACAUGCCGAUCGGGUAAUACGUCGAAGGAGAGGACGAUACGUCGAAGGUUCGGACAAAGUGCCGGAUGAACCAACGACAUGUCGGAUAACAUAGUAUUCUUGUCUUGUAAUCGGUUGUUCUUAAUUGAAGUAGUUUAGGUUGUAAUUGAGUUGGUUUUGGGUGUAACCAUGCCAACUCAGUUAGGGGCCCAUCGGGCCUAAGUCAGGGUUGAUUUGGGCCCAUUGGAAGGCCCAUUCAGUGACCCAUAGUUGGAUCAUGCGGUGGAACCGCCUAUGAGUUGGAACAUACGAAGUGUACGUUUUCUAGAAGACUCGGCGAUGGUAUCGCUAGUGUCAAGCGGUGGUAUCGCCCAGACUAGUAGUGGUACCACCCAGACACAGUCUCCCAGAUUGUGUCAGGCGGUGGUACCGCCAGCAGUUAAUGCUGCGGGCAGUGAUAUCGCCCAGCACUGGCGAUGGUAUCGCCAAGACCUUGGAAACCCGAGAUGAGAUUUUUUUUUGCUCUAUUUUUAAAGUCAUUUUGGGUCUAUAAAUACCUCACUAAUUCCUGCUUGGAAGAGCAAGAAAAAGAGUGGAAAGGGGAAAGAGUCCUUGAGGAAAAAAUGUUCUAAUCUUUUUUAAAGUUUAGAGUCUCUUCCUCCUAGAGUUAGAAGUUUUCUAAGGGAGGAGUGAGGUCUUGUGUAAAAGAGAGGUGUGAAGGUUCUCUCCUAAGCCUGAGAAAAGGAGAAAGAGUUAUAAAGAGGGUAGUUGAUCUUUGUCCGUUGAAAAGAAAAUCGGUAGCGAAAGCCGGUGGCCUCGAGUGAAGAGGAAUCGGGAGUGGACAUAGAUCGGGACGAUCGAACCAUUAUAAAUCGGUUUGCAUUUUCUUUAUGCUUUUCAUUCCUAUUACAAAUUGAUUUACUUGUUCACUACUCUUACAAACAUUUUUAAGUUAAAACGUAUUUUCGAUACGGGUUUGAUCGCCCCCUCCCCCCUCUUAGUACCGUUUACGGUCCUAACAAUAACAACAAAGAACCUGACCCGUUGUUGUUGUGGAGAUUUCAUUAGGCAUCCACAUUCUAAAUCAAUAACAGUUGACAUUUCGGUCUGUUUGGAGCCUUUUAGUCACCGCUGGAAAUAUACUUCCCACCAUAAGGAAAUUUCAGCUCAUUAUGUUAUCAUUUGUUCCAUUGCACAUGUAAGAUUAUUCCAUAAUCAAUAGAUAUGAUGGACUCGAGACACAGACCCUGGAGGAGAUACUAAGUAGCUAAAAUUUUGUAGCUAGGUGAUGGUGAUGCAUUGUGGUAAAACGUGAUAACUAAAUGAUAUUAUAUGCUUAAUUGAGUGGACCAGAGAUGCUAUUUUUCUUGAUCCAAAGAGGCAAACAGUCCACAUCGACUUAUCACAAGCCAGAUAGUAUAUUCUCCUAGAAUGAGCUAUGAACGAGCUAAUUGAACUUUCUAAAAUUUGCUAUUGAAAUCAUCAUUGGUGGCAGAUGGCCAAAUCAAGUGCUUUAAAAAUCAUUCCUUCUAGCAUAUUCAUCUAGUCUGCAUUGACCAGCAUGUUAGGAGGUGUUACGUUGUGUGAAAGAGAUGGAAUGUUGGAAGGGAUAAUGAACAGACAAAGGAUGAUGAACAAGAGUGAUGUUGUGAUUUCUGACUGGAGAUGUAAAACUUUCGAGACCUGAUUUCCUUGGUAUCAGCUGAGAGUAAGAGUAAAUCACAAGUCAUCUUACUUGUCAGUUUAAGUAGAUUUACUCUUGCACCAAGUAUUACGACUUGGUGUAGGAGUAAACAGUCCAAAACUGAUUUCCUAGGUAUCCACUGGAAGUCAAAAUACUUGGUGUAAGGGUAAAUCUACUCAUCUAGUUCACUAUAUGACUUCCAGUCCCCCCUUGUCGCAUACCAAAAGAAAUAUAUCAAAGAAUUAGAAGUUGCAUAUUACUUGUCAGUUGCCUCUUUAUGCAUAUUAUUUUUCCUUCCAUGCACUGUAGGGUUAGUUUCUCUUGGUAUGGCUCAUUUUUCUAUAGAAUCCCCACCAUAGUACUAGUGCCAUAUGAAAGGGAAAGAGACCAACCAGCAGAAAGGUAUUGGGGAAUUGUUUUUCGGUAGAUUGUUGAAUAUUGCAUAGAGUUUAUUUGAACUGUCAUGAAUGGACGUUUUCGAUAACUGGUUUUCCUUCUUUCCUUUUCCUAUGUUGUAGAUUUGCCCUAUAAGAAUAAGACUACUUUGUAAAUCAGAAAAUUUUCCCCCUUUUCGGUCAAGGUUGUGUCUCUGUCUGGAAUGCAGUCUUAGAAUAAUCCUUUAAAUCAAAUUGUUCAUGUUGGGGAAUUGUGAUGGUCAUAUAAAUUUUUGAGUUUGUUGGUAGUUAUCAAUUAGUACUUAAUGUUACUUGGAUGUUCUUGAUUUAUAUCAUAUGUGAGGGUAUAAACAAUCUGAGAUAUUGCAGCAUAAAAUAUAAAAUUCUGUUUUUUUUUUUUCAGAAAGGAAUAAUAUUAGUGUUCAUACCACAAACUUAUGCAUUCUUCGUGAUGGCUUGGAACUGUUAUUGGAAAGAACAAAUUCUAGCGAGUCCACAAACCAUUGUAAGGAGGCAAGUUUAGCGACAGUCGAAGAAAGCAGUGACCGGUGAUGGCCCUGCAAAUCUGAUCACUGAUUCUUGCCCCCUAAGAGCAAUGGGUGAUUUUUUGUUCUUCUGUAGACCAUUUUAUGAUUAAUUAGUUGCCUUUCACUUGUGUUAACACCAAAAUUGACAUGAGUUUUUUUAAAAUUAUAUUCCUGUGUGGACAGCAGCUUAUGCUUUUGGUAAAUGGAACUUAGUUGUCACUAUUUCUUACCACUCCUGCUAAUGAUGUGCCUCAACAUCACCUGCAGGAACUUGUCGGAGUCUGUACUCAUAUAUGCUUGACGACCGCAUGACCAUAUGCAUGCUUGAUGAUGUAAUGACCAUGUGUUCGCUUAUGCGUGUUGGUAUUCAUUAUGCUUAUCAUCAACAGGUUGCAGCAGGUCACACCGCGGCGAGGCCAGAAAGGAAAGCGAGGUUGGCAAUCGGUCGUUCCUUCAUGUUGUUUCGUCCGUUUAAUCUGUCAUCGCGCUUCAUCGUGGCGUCUCCUCGCUACUUGUACGCCUUUGAAUGUACCUACGUCUUUGGGCCGCGACGUGAACCGGAAGCCUCCCGUUUUAGGCGGUCGGCUUCGGCAGCCAUCGAACGCCGCCGGAAUCUAAACUCCGGCGGCUCCCCAUGGCGGCGGCACCGUCCGAUGGCCAGAACUCCAAGGGGAACAUGUGGGUCCUGGAUCGGAAGCUGGAUCAGCCCAUGGAGGAAGAGGCCGGUCGACUCCGCGACAUGCACCGAGAAAAGAGGUUGACGUCGGCGGCGAUCCUGCGGCUCGCGUUCCAGAGCCUGGGCGUCGUUUUCGGAGACCUGGGAACCUCUCCUCUCUAUGUCUUCUGCAACGCCUUCCCUCGGGGGGUGGACGAUCCGGAGGACGUGGUGGGAGCUCUUUCUUUGAUCAUAUACUCCCUAACGCUCGUCGUGCUCCUCAAGUAUGUUCUUGUGGUGUUGAGGGCAAAUGACAAUGGUCGGGGUGGAACAUUUGCACUUUAUUCGCUACUUUGCAGGCAUGCGAAAAUUAAAACUAUUCCAGACCAACAUCGGACAGAUGAAGAACUAACAACCUAUAGUUGCCAGACAUAUGAGGAUAACUCACUAGCAGCAAAGGUCAGGUGGUGGUUGGAAGCACAUGCAUACAAGAAGAACACUAUCCUUGUUCUUGUUAUUAUUGGUACUUGUAUGGUUAUUGGUGAUGGAAUUCUCACUCCUGCUAUAUCAGUUUUAUCAGCAGCAAGUGGAAUCAAGGUGAAUCACCCCGAGAGAAGUAAUGAUGCAAUAAUAAUUGUAGCCGUCAUCAUAUUGAUUGGUCUAUUUAGCAUGCAACACUAUGGUACAGAUAGAGUUGGAUGGCUUUUUGCUCCCAUUGUCCUCCUAUGGUUUGUUAUGAUUGGAGUUAUUGGUGCUAUGAAUAUAUGGAAGUACGAUCAUUCAGUUCUACGGGCUUUUUCUCCAGUUUGUGUAUAUUGGUACUUAAGACGGGGACACAAUAUUUGGACUUCCUUGGGUGGAAUAAUACUAAGUAUCACAGGAACAGAAGCAUUAUUUGCUGAUGUAUGUCUUUUUCCUGUGCUUGCUGUUCAGCUUGCUUUCACUCUAGUUGUGUUUCCCUGCCUUCUAUUGGCGUACGCUGGACAAGCAGCAUAUAUUACGAAGAAUAAACAUCAUGUAGCAGAUGCAUUUUAUCUUUCUAUUCCUGAUGUCAUAUACUGGCCAGUGUUCAUUGUCGCAGCUGCAGCAGCUGUAAUUGGUAGCCAAGCCACUAUCUCCGCUACCUUCUCAAUUAUCAAGCAAGCACAAGCACUUAGGUGCUUUCCUAGAGUCAAGAUUAUUCAUACAUCAAAAAAAAAUCUAAAUCAGAUAUACAUUCCAGAUAUCAAUUGGGUUCUUUUGAUUCUUUGUAUAGCUGUUACUGCUGGAUUCGGAAAUAAAAGUCAGAUUGGAAAUGCCUAUGGAACUGCUGUUGUGAUAGAUAUGUUGGUAACAACACUCCUCAUGAUCCCAAUUAUGCUGUUGGUAUGGCGGAGCCAUUGGACCCUUGUCACUGCCUUUGCCAGUCUGUCAUUGCUUGUAGAGCUCACAUAUCUCUCAGCUGUACUACUGAAGGUCGAUCAAGGUGGUUGGGUCCCUCUUGUGGUUGCAGCAGCAUUUCUCCUAACAAUGUAUGUAUGGCACUAUGGUACCAAGAAACGAUAUGAGUUCGAGAUGCAUAGCAAGGUCUCUGUGGCAUGGAUUCUAGGACUGGGUCCCAGCUUAGGCCUUGUCCGUGUUCCUGGAAUAGGCCUCAUAUAUACAGAAUUGGCCAGUGGCGUUCCCCGUAUCUUCUCUCACUUCAUUACCAACCUCCCAGCCAUCCACUCUGUUGUGGUCUUUGUUUGUGUGAAGUACCUUCCGGUGUACUCUGUUCCUUCAGAGGAACGGUUCCUAGUCAAAAGGAUCGGACCAAAGGAUUACCACAUAUUCCGCUGUGUUGUGAGAUAUGGGUAUAAAGACCUUCACAGGAAGGAUGAUUUUGAGAAGAUGUUGUUUGAAAGCCUUACUUUAUUUGUUCAUAUGGAGGCCGUGGAUGAAUAUUAUUCCGAUUCCACUAAUGUGGUUACUACAACGAAUGGCAGCACAUCAUCUUCUGCAGUGGAUUUGACACAUUCAUCAUCUGUUGAUUCAAGUGUGCCUGUACAAUCAUACCAGAGUGACUGUCAGGUCAGGUCAUUUGGACGAAAUGCGGAUCUGACCGUGCAUGAAGAGUUGGAAUUUCUGAACAAGUGUCGGGAUGCUGGAGUCGUGCACUUUCUUGGGAACACAAUAAUAAGGGCUCAAAGGGAUUCACAUUUUCUCAAGAAAAUUGCUGUCAAUUACAUAUAUUCGUUCCUCAGGAGGAUUUGCAGGGAGAAGAGUGUCAUCUUUAAGGUUCCCCAUGAGAGUCUGCUGAAUGUUGGGCAGGUACUCUACGUAUAGAUUCUCUGAUCUAGUAAUAUGCAUUGGUUGGCAUGCACAAGAGCAAGUGUUUAAAUCUACCUUCGUUGUUUUCGGUAUGGCAAUUGUGUGAAUCACACUGUAACCAACACAGAGUUGCAAUAAAUACCAUGAGCAUGAGCAAGAAAAAUGCUGUGAUGAGAAAUCCAGUAGAAAAAUCAUUUUCCUGAGAUUUCCAUGAGGUCAGCUUUGAGGAAUUUCUUUGAUCAUAUUAUUGUGACUGCCUUUCCGAAUGAAUUUAUGUGUGGCAUCCUAACUGAUAUGGCUGCAUAUUUGAUUGAACAGAAGGGAUGUCUUGAAAUGUUAAGGAUGUUCAUUAUCUAAUUGUCCAUGAUAUAUCACGUGAUGUAUGCCAGUCAUGUUGGCUGCCAAGAUUGAAUUGAGUUGAUGUUCGCCACUCUUUUCCCUGAGUUUUUCUUCUUGAUAAUUCUGAUCAAACUUUACGGUCGACGAGUUUGUUAUUGUGACUCGGUUUUCUAUGUGAAACAACUAUUUUUUUUC
Musa acuminata AAA Group (dessert banana) is the source of this 7530-nucleotide messenger RNA. Its product is annotated as probable potassium transporter 11. The record is from RefSeq and is a predicted model, not a curated record. Gene Ontology annotation, biological process: potassium ion transmembrane transport. Gene Ontology annotation, cellular component: membrane. Gene Ontology annotation, molecular function: potassium ion transmembrane transporter activity. NCBI's taxonomy places the organism in Eukaryota, Viridiplantae, Streptophyta, Magnoliopsida, Zingiberales, Musaceae. The transcript has 11 exons. The coding region runs from base 4687 to 7011 and encodes 774 amino acids.